This is a messenger RNA of Myripristis murdjan (pinecone soldierfish), 3361 nucleotides long. It is a transcript of the gene slc13a5b, whose product is annotated as solute carrier family 13 member 5b. Lineage: Eukaryota; Metazoa; Chordata; Actinopteri; Holocentriformes; Holocentridae. Gene Ontology annotation, biological process: succinate transport; oxaloacetate transport; transmembrane transport. The record is from RefSeq and is a predicted model, not a curated record. Gene Ontology annotation, molecular function: sodium:dicarboxylate symporter activity; citrate transmembrane transporter activity; succinate transmembrane transporter activity. Gene Ontology annotation, cellular component: plasma membrane. The coding region runs from base 18 to 2135 and encodes 705 amino acids. The transcript is spliced from 16 exons.
AAGAAAUCUCUUGAGAUAUGUGCAAAUGCAGAAAGCUGUCCGAACUGUGCGCUACCUCUCCUGUCACACCUAGUCCUGUAAGAGCCUGUGGACAGGAUUACAGAGCCCAGCACCCUGCCCCUGGCACAAGCUGCCCAAAGGAAGUGACACCGUCAUGGAGGGAAAACAACAGUGAGAAGCAAAGUUGGAACAGACUUGGUACCGCAGCUGAAGACCAUCCCCUUAUUUGGCCUAUUUUUGCCCCAAAGAGUGUGUCCACGCCCCUGUCAGGCCUGAGCGAGCUCACCCCCCAUUCAUUAAUUGCUGAGGUCAGCGCUGAAGUAAAAAGCCGAUCCAUGGUGCGAGAAACUUGCUUUCCCCCGCUUUCCUCUCAGUUCAGGAUGGCAUUCAUCAAAAGUCUUCGCGGGCUCAAGAAUGAGAUUAUUCUCCUCUCAACACCAUUUCUUCUUCUUCCUUUGCCUUUGGUGAUCGGGACAACGGAGGCAGCAUGUGCCUAUGUGAUAAUCCUGAUGGCGGUGUACUGGUGCACAGAGGCCCUACCGCUGGCUGUGACGGCACUGCUCCCAGCCCUCCUUUUCCCGCUGUUUGGCAUCAUGAAGUCCAAAGAUGUGUGUAUGCAGUACCUGAAGGACACAAACAUGUUGUUUGUGGGGGGGCUGAUGGUGGCUGUGGCUGUGGAGCACUGGAAUCUGCACAAGCGCAUCGCCUUGAGGGUGCUGCUCUUCGUUGGUGUGCGUCCAGCACUUCUGAUGUUGGGUUUCAUGGGUGUGACAGCCUUCUUGUCUAUGUGGAUCAGUAACACAGCCACCACUGCCAUGAUGGUGCCUAUUGUCCAAGCUGUGCUGGAACAGCUCAACAACUACAGCGAGGUCGAGAUUCCUCAGAUCCUCAGCUCAGAGGAGCAGGUCUCACCGGCAGACGCUGACAGCAAACAGCCUGGACAGACGGGCAAGCAGAGUGAAGGACAAGUGGUGGUGACUUUCUUAGAUGCAGAAGUGGAGGCUGCCAGGCGCAAAGAAGCAGCGGAGAGGAUGAGGAUGUGUAAAGGCAUGACUCUGUGUGUUUGUUAUGCUGCCAGCAUUGGAGGCACAGCCACACUCACAGGGACAGGUCCCAAUCUGGUGCUCAAGGGACAGAUGAACCAACUCUUUCCACAAAACGGAGAUGUGAUUAAUUUUGCCUCCUGGUUCGGCUUUGCCUUCCCUAACAUGAUCCUCAUGCUCACACUGGCCUGGCUCUGGCUGCAGUUUGUCUUCAUGGGCUUCAACUUUAAGAAGACCUGGGGAUGUGGGUCUGUGAAGACAGAGAAGGAGAUCGCUGCCUAUAAUGUGAUCCGCGAGCAGCAUCGUCAGCUGGGUCCCAUGUCGUUUGGGGAGAUGAGUGUCCUGGGUCUCUUCAUUCUGCUGGUGGUGCUGUGGUUUACCAGGGACCCCGGCUUUGUUGCCGGCUGGGCAACAGACAUCUUCAACUCCAAAGCAGAAUACGUCACAGAUGCCACAGUGGCAGUGUUCAUUGCAGUCCUUCUGUUUAUUUUGCCCUCUAAAGCACCACGUCUCUGUUCAUGGAGGAGUCAUAGUUUUGACAAUGCACCCCAUCAAAACUCUGGCCCGACUCCAGCUCUGCUCACCUGGAAAGUGGCCCAAAAGAAGUUACCAUGGAGCAUAGUGCUUCUUCUUGGGGGAGGAUUUGCCCUGGCCAAGGGCAGCGAAGAAUCAGGACUCUCCAAGUGGAUGGGAGAUCAAAUGACUCCCCUGCAAACCAUCCCGCCAUGGGCAAUUGCUAUGAUCCUGUGCCUGCUGAUUGCUACUUUCACUGAGUGCACCAGUAACGUGGCCACUGCGACUCUCUUCCUACCUGUCCUAGCCUCAAUGUCCCAGUCCAUUGGAAUGAAUCCUCUGUACGUCAUGGUGCCUUGCACUCUCAGUGCCUCAUUUGCCUUCAUGCUGCCUGUCGCCACACCACCAAAUGCCAUUGUUUUCUCCUAUGGCUACCUCAAGGUUGCUGACAUGGCCAGGACGGGAAUAGUCAUGAACAUUAUUGGUAUCCUUUGCAUUACAAUGGCCAUCAACAGCUGGGGUAAGGCCAUGUUUCACCUGGACUCCUUCCCUGCCUGGGCCAACGUCACAGGGGUAUGAGCCAGGUUGUGGUUCGGCCGUGGGAGAUAUUCCAAGCACAUCCCUCCCCAUCCAACAGGAGCCAGGCAAAGAUCUCUGGUCAGAGAGACAGCACAGGAAGACAUGGUGGACUGGCUGUGUCUGGUGCUAUUGGGACACAAGCCUAUCUAGGCUUGUUUUCAUUGAUACUUGUGAAAGAGAGUGGUGAUGAAUGUGAGUGGGAAUGGAGGAAAUGGCUGAAGAGUGGAAUUAAAAGUCUUGUUGAAUUUAUAUUGCACCGAAAUGGAGUUACACAUUAAAGUAGACCCUGUAUGCCCUGGAGACAGUAUUCACCUCCUAUAAAUGAAAAAAAAAAUACUGUUUCAUUUUCAUAAGUAGCCAAGAUAAGUAGAAGCACUGCUGUUCAAGUCAAAUCUUUGUUAUCCCUCGAAGGAAAGUUGGUUUGCAGCAAACGUGAAAACAGAAGUAAGUUAUGUAGAGCUGAACAGUCAAAUAAACUCAAAGAGAAAAGUAAGUUUUCCUCAAAGUCAUAUGCACCCACUUUCAAACACAGUAUAGCAAUAUAAAUAAGUAAACAAUGUGUAUAGACAUAUCUUUUAAAUCUCAUUUAAAUCAGAUCCAAAGCCAAUUAGACUGCUAGCUGGGUUAGCCAUUUGAGGAUUUAUAGAUUAACACAAUAUAGAUUAACGCAAUAACUUGUACAGUUUAAAAAACUCUCAUCUAUGCUCUCUCAUCUGUAGCCACUCUAACCUAAAGAUGACGUGUACAUUAGGACAUUUGGUGGUUUGGUACUUCCAACAUCACUUGAACUUUGAAUACUGUGUCAUCAAGCCAAAACAAGAAACCCUUAUGUACCUUAUACACACAUUGAUUUAUUGUAUUUGUAAACACUGUCUAAAUAUGUACAGUAGGCUCAGUGUAUGUUGACAUUGUGAAACUUGUAACUGCAAAGUAAUGGAUUAUAGUUGAAAUUUAAUUAAAUGUAUUUAAUAAAUAUUUAGUUAUGUAUAGCUUUGUUGUUGAUGAUGUUGUUAUUUUAUAUCACAUGACUUAGUGCAUAUGUGUACUGGAACAGAAGAUUGAAAAAUGAUUAAUCAAGUGUCUUGGCUGCUUGUAUGUCCAAUGGGUUGAAGAAAUCAUGUUCCCAGCACUGUGAUAUCACUCCAUCAGGUUAAAACACUGGCAAACAGAUCAUGUCAAGGUCAUGGAAGUCAAGAGUCAAAUAAAAGACAUCUGAUUUAAUAAUA